Molecule: messenger RNA, 1683 nt
Organism: Nelumbo nucifera (sacred lotus)
Lineage: Eukaryota; Viridiplantae; Streptophyta; Magnoliopsida; Proteales; Nelumbonaceae
Product: C2H2 and C2HC zinc fingers superfamily protein
Biological process (GO): mRNA splicing, via spliceosome
Cellular component (GO): precatalytic spliceosome; nucleus
Molecular function (GO): RNA binding; zinc ion binding
Source: RefSeq, a predicted model, not a curated record
UGGGGGUUAGGGGCUUUCAUCUGUUACCCACGAGCUAUCCUCACAUGUUUACCCACAAAACAUUACAGGUUUAUUGGGAAUAUCUCCCUUAUCAUUCACGGGAGAUAAUAGUGAUAAAUAUGUAACCCCAUGAAGCAGGAGGGUUCUUCAUGGCAAAAACAUUGUUUACUUUUGGGGGCUAAGUGUCAUUACUCCUAAAUACAAUAGGAGUUGUCUGUGAAUUAAGCUUUAAUUUUCGCUAAGCAGAACUGCAAGGCAUUUUGUCGCAAGCGACGGAGCGGCGGAAGGUGAAACUCGGACGAGCUCUCGUCUCCAUCGUAGCCGUAGCCAUUAGGAUUUGGACCUGUAGUAGAUCUGUUUGCUUCCAUAACUUGAAUUUGCAGACGAAGUUCCUCCUAUCUAUUAGGGUUCAUAGUUAUAAUAUCAGGAAAAAGCUUUGAUUCGCAGCCAUGACUGAGUACUGGGUUAGUCAGGGUAAUAAAUGGUGCGACUUUUGCAAGAUUUACAUAGCCAACAAUCCUAUGAGCAUUAGAACUCAUGAGCUUGGUCAGCGUCACAAGGAUAAUGUUGCCAAGAGACUUGCUUCUAUGAGAAAGGAGAAUGCUGCUAAGGAGAAGGAGCAGAAGGAAGCAGCCCGUGCCCUUGAACAAAUUGAAGCAAAAGCUAGGCGCAGCUAUCAGAAAGAUUUAGCUGUUUUUCGAGAGUCCAGGGAGUCUAGUGCCCAUGCUAUAGAAUCUCAUGAGAGUCCAGAGACAACUAAAUGUUCUGUGGCUUCUAGUGAUGGGUGGGAGUAUGAUAGUUCUUUGGGUUAUUAUUACAACCAAGCGACUGGCUAUUACUAUGACUCAAACUCCGGCUUUUACUAUUCGGAUGCUAUAGGCAAAUGGGUGACACAGGAAGAGGCAUUCAACAAACAUGUUUCAUCGAUAACCAAACAAAAAGAGCCUGUUUCAACAAAGCCACCGUCAGUGGAUGGGCCUGUUGCACAAGAUAAAGGUGUGAAACUUCACAGUGGGCCUCCACCAGGGUUGGUUGUUUCAGCAUCUAUAAACCCCAUGAGAUCCGUUAAAGGUGCCACCUCAUCAAUAGCUGUCAACAAGAGAAAAAGAGAAGAUGAGAAGCCAAAGGUUGUGUCUAAGGAGGAAGAAGCUGCACUUAAAGCAAGGGAAGCUGCAAGAAAACGAAUGGAAGAGAGAGAGAAGCCUCUGCUUGGCCUUUACAAGUCAUACUGACAAUUAGAAAUGCAACCGUUUCAGUCAAAUGCUUGUUGAGGAGGUAUGCUUUUAAAAUAUUUUCCUUCCAAUUCUCUUGCAAGUUAAAUUGGUAUGUCUUUCUCGAUGUGAAAGUUGCGAUAUGAAUAAAGAAAAUUGAUAGGGUAGGAUUUCUUUAUCCAUCCAUGAACACACUCCCCUUAAAGAAAAAAAAAACAGUAUUACUAUUUUUCUCUGGCAUCAUGAAGAAAACAGUUCCUAGUAUUAUUUCUAUUUUUUUCCCUGUACUUAUUGCUUGAACAUACUCCCUUUAGGCUGUGUUUGGUUUGAUAGGUAGGAAACUUUUACAAACUUUGUAUAGGAUUCCCCUGCCUUUCCCUACUUUUUCUUUCAAACCAAACACAACGUUAAAGUAAAAAUAUUACUGUUUUUCUCUCACAUCAUAAAGAUACAUUUCCGAGUAUUAUUUCCA